Messenger RNA from Anoplopoma fimbria (sablefish), 3188 nucleotides. RefSeq names its product LIM domain and actin-binding protein 1-like. The record is from RefSeq and is a predicted model, not a curated record. Gene Ontology annotation, biological process: actin filament bundle assembly. Gene Ontology annotation, cellular component: plasma membrane; actin cytoskeleton. Gene Ontology annotation, molecular function: actin filament binding. NCBI's taxonomy places the organism in Eukaryota, Metazoa, Chordata, Actinopteri, Perciformes, Anoplopomatidae.
CGAUAGCUGCCAGAGAUGGAAAGUGGUCCAUUCAACCGACGGUCCUGGGCGGCACAGUCCCUGCGUGUCACUGCGAAGGAGCUGUCACUCAGCGGCCGAGGGAAAAACAAUGCCAUUGCUGAACGCUUUUCCAAGUACCAGAGAGCUGCUGAGGUGUCCAGUGCCGAGAAGAAAAAAGGAUCUUCUGAGAGUGCAUCCCCGUCACUGCGGUCUGGCAACCUCAGUGCUCUGAAGAAGCGCUGGGAGCAGGCACAGGAGAAGCCUUCUUCUGUCCCACCUCCUAUCCAGUCCAGAACUCGCUCCAGGCCACCUGCUCUGGCCAGGCCGCCUUCUAUCACUGAGCCCUGUCCUCCAGUAAAGAGCCCCGGCCUGCCAACCCAUCAGGGAGGUCCGCUCAAAGAUAGUCGUGUCCUGCAGCCCGCAGCAGCUCCACAAGAAUCCAAAGGUGAAGAGCAGAGAGGGAUGGACAGGGAUGAGCUGACACACCAUGCAGGACCUGAAAAGCUUGAUGAGCAAGUUCCAACCAGCCCGUGUGCCUCUUAUGAAAAACCCAGAGUGCCACUGACCAACCUGAAGAUGAAGUUUGAGAGGGGAGAGGAUACCAUGGGAAAGGGUGCCAGAACAACACUACGCAGUACUUCAUCAGACGACAUGGACCAACAUGGUGGGCUGACUGUGCAUGACAGAGUUCUGGAUUCCACAUCAAUGAAGGACAAGAUGGCCAAAUACCAGGCUGCUGUUUCUAAACAAGGCCCCUCCUCCCGCUCUGCUUUGGCCCCAGAGGUGCCUGCUCCUAAAACAUCUGCACCAGUAAAUCAGAACCACAAUCCUGCGACUGAGUGCAAUGGGGAGAGCAGCGAGCAACCCAAAGCAUCAAGGAAGUUCACCCCACCGGUGAGGGAGACGUGCAUCGCUUGUCUGAAGACGGUGUACCCUCUGGAGAGACUGAUGGUUCUUCAGCAUGUCUACCACAAAUGUUGCUUCCGCUGUGAUCACUGCAGCACAAAGCUCAGUCUUGGGAACUAUGCCUCUCUGCAUGGCACCGUCUACUGCAAGCCCCAUUUCAACCAGCUGUUUAAAGCUAAAGGCAACUACGAUGAGGGCUUUGGCCAUCGGCCUCACAAGGAGCUUUGGGAGCCUCGUGCCGAUGGAGACCAAGGUGAGGAAGAGGUGACGCCAAAAGAACAAGAGGAACCAGCAGUGGUGACGCGUCCAGCUGAGAGUGUCUCAGACAAACAGGAGACCCCAACUGUUGAAACCUCCCCACAGGUUAAGGUAACCGACAUGACCGCCUUACUGGAGACCCGUGUGCAGACUAGUGCCCGGUCUGGUGAGAAGCUUGAGUCUACGGAGAAGCUGGCUGAGAAACGCAGGCUGAGGAUCGCCUGGCCUCCGGCUGGUGAAGGCCAGUCCGGGACAGAAGCACUUAGUCCAGUCACGGAGGGAGUUUCUUCAGGCCGACCCUGGAGAGCCAAGUGGCCACCAGGGGACGAGGCGCCAUCAUCAUCAUCAUCCUUCCAGAGCUCAGAGCGAGCUGAACUGAAGAGCUUGAGGAGGAGCUCUUCUCUAAAGGAGCGCAUUCGGCCUUUUACAAUCGCAGCUAAGCCCAGCCCCGCAACCAGUCUGGCACCCAGGGAACCUCGCCGCCCUCUCAAAUCCCUGCUGGAUUGGAGAGCAUCAUUCGAGGAACAACAUCCAUCUGAAGAACCAACCGAGCAAAAUAAGCCGGAGCCUCAGCAGAGGAAACAGCAGGAGAGAAAAGAGAAGACGAGGCCCCAAAUUCAGAGCCACGGCGCAGCAAAUGGAAGCGGGGCCAUCUUAGAGGAGGACGCAGAGACGGAGCAACAGGAAGAGAGAGACAAACAAGUACAGAGAGGAAAGGCAGCAGCAGACAAGAUGGCGACAGAAGAAGGCUCUCUUAGAAGCAUCUCCCCGGAAAUCUCACCAUCCACUUCUCCACCUUUACAGCCAAAACCGAACCGCGCCUCCCAGGAUGUGGGCUUCUGGGAGGAGGACAAGGAAGGAAGUGAUGCAGAGGAGCUGAGUGCAGAGGAUAUAAUCAAGAGGAACCGCUACUAUGACGAGGAGGAGGAGGAGGAAGAGGACUCAUAGGAAAAACUUGCAGUCUUUCGGUCACGUCCAUCCACCAUAUUACACUUUCUCAGUUUCUUGGUAGAUCACAAAUGUAGGAGAAUGUUAUAGGAGAGGUUUAAACAUUUGUAAUAGGUCUGCAUGUGUGCAUUUAUAUUCCAAUAACUGCCUUUAAUUGUUAAGUGCAAAUAUUUGAUUUUUUUAUAUACUUUAAUUAUACUGAACUAUAUCUAAUACAGCUUUUAUAUGACUCCUGAUUAUACUGGAAGAUGGGCUUCUAUUAAAUUGAAUCAUCUCUUAAUAAUUUUAUGCACAAUCAGUGGCGUCUUAUUUGCAGGUGGUGUGUCCAAAAACCUUUAUACUUCAUACAGCACUUUAAGUGCUUAUUAAUGCCAGACAGAACCCUUCUGCAUCCAGUAAAACAGUCGUAAUGUCUAUUUUUGCUCUUGCUAUAAUGCAAAAAAUACCUACAUUUGUUAUACCAAAAAGCACACACCAGUACUGUUUUUUUAAGAGGUUUUUGGAGAGUAAAUGUCUUGGCCUUUUGUAGUUUAGAUUUUUAUAUAUUGCCUGAAUUUAAAUUGUAAAUUGGAAUAAAUGCUAAACAGAACCUGAAUGACAAUGCUCUUAACAAUGCUCUACUUACUUUUAACAGUUACUGGAAAUGUUUAAAUACUAUAGAGCAGACACUAUGCAGUCUCCUGCUUUGACUGUUAUUCAGCCAUUACCUUCUCCCAGUCAGUCAUAACACUGUCCUGUAGGGGCUCUCUGGUUUUGUAGAGAAUUGGCCUGGUCCUGGUCAAAAUCUGCUGCUGAACUGUUCUAGUUACAAUAGCAAUAAAAGUUGAAAAUAUUAUUAAUAAAGGUUUCUACUGACCGCUACGCUUUCAGUCUAAGAGCAAAUUAAUCAUCUCUUUGGGCCUUCUGGACGUGUGUUUAACAUUUUCAUAUGUGAUCCACUUUGUACGUAAAACACUUGUUUUAAAAUGUGCCGUGAAAUUUAUGUUUGCCCUGCCGAAUAUAUUUUUUAAUAAUUUGUAUAAUGACACAUUGGGCAUUACAGUCUGACCUGUUUUUGAAACACAAUUAAAAUUACU